This is a messenger RNA of Callorhinus ursinus (northern fur seal), 564 nucleotides long. It is a transcript of the gene TNNI1, whose product is annotated as troponin I1, slow skeletal type. The record is from RefSeq and is a predicted model, not a curated record. Gene Ontology annotation, biological process: skeletal muscle contraction; cardiac muscle contraction. Gene Ontology annotation, cellular component: troponin complex. Lineage: Eukaryota; Metazoa; Chordata; Mammalia; Carnivora; Otariidae.
AUGCCUGAAGUGUGAAGAAAGCCCAAGAUCACGGCCUCCCGCAAACUCUUGCUGAAGAGCCUGAUGCUGGCCAAGGCCAAGGAGUGCUGGGAGCAGGAGCAUGAGGAACGGGAGGCAGAGAAGGCACGCUACUUGACCGAGCGCAUCCCCACGCUGCAGACCCGAGGCCUGUCCCUCAGUGCCCUGCAGGACCUGUGCCGGGACCUGCACGCCAAGGUGGAGGUGGUGGAUGAGGAGAGAUAUGACAUUGAGGCCAAAUGCCUCCACAACACCAGGGAGAUUAAGGACCUGAAGCUGAAGGUGCUGGACCUCCGUGGGAAAUUCAAGCGUCCACCACUGCGUCGGGUCCGGGUCUCAGCUGACGCCAUGCUCCGGGCUCUACUGGGCUCCAAGCACAAGGUGUCUAUGGAUCUGCGGGCCAACCUGAAGUCAGUGAAGAAGGAAGACACAGAGAAGGAACGGCCCGUGGAGGUGGGUGACUGGAGGAAGAAUGUGGAGGCCAUGUCUGGGAUGGAAGGCCGGAAGAAGAUGUUUGAUGCCGCCAAGUCUCCGACCUCACAGUAG